AUGGCCCGCACCAAGCAGACAGCGAGGAAGAGCACGGGGGGGAAGGCUCCUCGAAAGCAACUGGCCCCCCAGAAGCCACGUCGGCCGUCGGCAGACUGGUGCGACAGCCGUGCAAGCGAAGCCGCCCGUUUGGCCGCCGGCGAGCUCCUCCCGCGCUACGCCUGGGCCUCGGAGACGUACCCCGACGCCUUCCUCGAGCCCCUCGACGCGAUGCUGUCCGCGUUCGAGGAAGACGUGGCGCUCGCCGUUACGACCGUCCCCGAGCUUCGCAUCGUUUGCGUCUACCCCUGCAUCAAGAAGCUCGUGCUCUCGCUCAACACUCUCGAAAAGUACAUUAGUGGCGACGAGCGCGAGGAUCUCAUCGAGUACAUGCGCAAAGUGAUCGAGUUCGCUGGCAUCCGCUCCGAGGACAUGGAAGCGGAGUUUGGGAGGGUCGAGGAAGUCCUCGAGAGAUGGUGGGAGUACUGA
Vanrija pseudolonga is the source of this 468-nucleotide messenger RNA. It is a transcript of the gene H3F3C, whose product is annotated as Histone H33C. Gene Ontology annotation, molecular function: DNA binding; structural constituent of chromatin. The coding region runs from base 1 to 468 and encodes 155 amino acids. The record is from RefSeq and is a predicted model, not a curated record. Gene Ontology annotation, cellular component: nucleosome. NCBI's taxonomy places the organism in Eukaryota, Fungi, Basidiomycota, Tremellomycetes, Trichosporonales, Trichosporonaceae. The transcript has a single exon.